Molecule: messenger RNA, 1861 nt
Organism: Rhineura floridana
Lineage: Eukaryota; Metazoa; Chordata; Lepidosauria; Squamata; Rhineuridae
Product: pepsin B-like
Exons: 9
Coding region: 74-1240 (388 amino acids)
Biological process (GO): proteolysis
Molecular function (GO): aspartic-type endopeptidase activity
Source: RefSeq, a predicted model, not a curated record
CACAACAGCUGCAACUAUGGAAAAGGAUUUGUGGAUUCUCUAGAAGAUUGCAUUGGUCAAGACACUGAGCACCAUGAAGUGGCUGAUCUUGGUACUGGCUUAUCUCUACCUGUCCGAGGGGCUGGAGAGGAUCAUUCUGAAGAAAAGGAAAUCCAUUCGGGAGAACAUGAAGGAGAAAGGAGUACUGGAUGAAUUUCUGAGGAAGCACUAUAUUGAUCCUGCAUUGAAAUACCACUUGAAUGAAUACAAUGUUGCUUAUGAACCAAUAACCAAUUACUUGAAUUCCUUCUACUUUGGAGAGAUCAGUAUUGGGACUCCACCCCAGAACUUCCUCAUUGUAAUGGACACUGGCUCCUCCAAUCUCUGGGUACCAUCUGUGUACUGCAAUACAGAAGCUUGUGAAAACCACAACAGGUUCAACCCUAGUACAUCCUCUACAUACUCCAACAAUGGGCAGACCUAUACCCUGUACUAUGGGAGUGGUGACUUGACCGUCAUGCUGGGCUAUGAUACUGUACAGGUCCAGAACAUUAUCAUCCAGAGCCAGGAGUUUGGCCUGAGUGAGGACGAACCCGCCAGCCCCUUCUACUAUGCCAAUUUUGAUGGGAUUUUGGGCAUGGCUUAUCCUGCCCUAGCUGUAGGGGGGUCAUACACUGCCAUGCAGUCAAUGCUGAGACAAGGGCAGCUUUCUGAACCCAUCUUCAGCUUCUAUUUUUCACGCCAGCCAACCGUUCAGUAUGGAGGGGAAUUGAUUUUAGGAGGUGUUGACAAUCAGCUGUUCUCUGGAGAAAUUGCCUGGGCACCUGUCACUCAUGAGGUUUACUGGCAGAUUGGUAUUGAGGAGUUUGCCAUUGGCAACGAGGCUACUGGCUGGUGCAGUGAAGGCUGCCAAGCAAUUGUAGACACUGGCACAUGUCAGCUUACUGUCCCACAGCAGUACAUUGGGACUUUCCUGCAGGCUGUGGGAGCUGAACAAUACAAUGGAGAGUAUGUGGUGAACUGCAACAAUGUCCAGAACAUGCCCACCAUCACCUUUGUCAUUAAUGGAUCCCAGUUUCCACUGCCUCCCUCUGCCUAUGUCUCCAGUAAUAAUGGAUAUUGUUCAGUUGCAAUUGAGCCCACGUACUUGCCUUCCCAGAAUGGGCAACCUCUAUGGAUCCUUGGUGAUGUCUUCCUUAAGGAGUAUUAUUCCGUCUUUGACAUGGCCAACAACAGGGUGGGCUUUGCACCAUCAGCCUAGAUAGAAAAAAAAGUUUAGACAGGGCAAAGGCCAUUUCCUUUCUAGUCUAGUGCUGUUGUUGUCUUGGACUGUAAAGAAUAAUUUUAAAUUAUGUUGGUUAAAACACAUUGCAGUUUCUUAAUUUUCUAUAGACUGUCUGCCUUGGUUUGUAUGUAAUCAGUUCUCUUGAGAUCCAUUGUUACAGAGAAAUAAACUCCAAUUUGUAACUUCCUCUCCAUCAAAAUUGCACUGCCCUCUGGGAGGAGCACAGCAGCUGUUUGGCUGAGAGGACCAUGAAUUAAAUGGGGAGCAAGGUAAAAGGGAAUGACUCUUCUUGUGCACUUCCCUCCCCAUUGCAAGCACUGAGUAAAUACAGACAAAUAAAUGCAUGAGAUAAUCUGAAUUAGAUUACCAAAAUUAUCUUAAGUAAAUAGAUAAGUUUUAAAGACUUUCUUGAAUGCCAGAAUGAAAGGGCCAAACAAAUCUGGAAGAGAGUUUCCCUACUGCAGAGUCAGCACCAAAAGGCCUUGCCUUGUGUGCUCAUUUUUUCACCCAAUAUUUCCAUAAGGUGAACUUGUUGGUAACAACAGAACUGCUUUCAAUGGUCAGUUCUGCUGACCAUCUCGAAGCGAAACCCACAAG